AUGGACUCACUACUGCAGGGGAUAUUAUCUUCUUAUGACAAGGCUUUGCUAAUUCUAAGAUGGAAUGCACCAAUUUCAAAGUCACAACCCAUGCAUCAACCAACUCAAACUUCGUCACCACAGUCCCCGGUAUCCGUUGACCAAAGUCCUCCGAGGAAGGACCAUGAAGGUGCCCGCAAGGAUCAUCAAGAACUAAAACAAAAUGUAAAGAAAAGAAAGACGAUGCCCAAAUGGACGGAACAGGUUAGAGUGACUAUCGAGAAUGGGGUUGAAGGAGCUGCUGGAGAUGGUUACAGCUGGAGAAAAUAUGGACAGAAAGAGAUCCUCGGUGCAAAAUAUCCCAGGUGCACAUUCCGCAAAACUCAGGGCUGCUGCGCCACGAAGCAAGUGCAGAGAUCAGAAGAAGACCCCACUGUCUUUGACAUAACUUAUCGAGGAAGCCACACCUGUUCUAAGGGAACCAGUGCCGUUCUGUCACAAAAAUCAGCAGACACAGAGGAGAAACCGCAAGCUUAUGACAGUAUUCAGUUUCACCAUGCACAGUCAUCGCAAGAAACACUUACAGAGCACACAAACACUUUGACUGUGGAAACGGAUAACAUAACACCACAUCCAUUCCCUUCGUUUGGAUGCAUGACACAAGCUAACCACCACGCGCUUCUUCCCUCUUUGGUGCUAGAGAAUGAUCCCUUUUUCAGCACCAUUUCCCAAACAUCCUUGUUUUCUCCGAACACACCUGAAUCAAAUUAUUUUGUGUCUCCGUCUGUCCUCGUACACGAUGAAUUCGACAGGGUCUGUGACAAGCCGUACCCCGAUUCUGAUGCCGCCGGGGUCGUUUCAUCUGAUACAUCAACCAUCAAUUCUCCAUUUUUUGACUUCAAUUUCUCACUCGAUGCAUUGGGAAUUGAUGCAAACUUCCCCUUCAAUGCCUCGGGGUUUCAUCCUAACUGCACUUGA
This is a messenger RNA of Sphenostylis stenocarpa, 957 nucleotides long. Lineage: Eukaryota; Viridiplantae; Streptophyta; Magnoliopsida; Fabales; Fabaceae. The record is from the annotation of a GenBank genome assembly.